CCGUGACUUUUAUUCUGUAAUCACCAGAGGCGUCUAAAUCAAGGACCUCCAUACAGGCAGCUGAUGAUACUGCCAGCUGAUACACUAUUCAUAAAGAAAAUAGAUAAAGCAGCAUUUUGUCGCUGCAAACCUGUUCGGGUGGAACAGAGGAUGGUUGCAUUUAUUAUAGUCAGUAUAAUUUGACGAAUGUCGGUGUUAUUUAAGGAGGAAAUGCGUGAGUUUAUGGAGUCAAAGCUUUAAAUGAGGAUCAUGGCGUUUCCGGAGGGAGAAUCACUCGAAUCCUGGCUCAACAAAGCCACACACCCGACCAACAGACAGGAGGACUGGGAAUACAUAAUCGGGUUUUGUGACCAGAUCAAUAAGGAGUUGGAAGGUCCUCAGAUAGCUGUGAGACUCCUGGUUCACAAAAUCCAUUCUCAAGAAUGGGAAGCUCUUCAAGCUCUGACGGUAUUAGAGGCAUGUAUGAAGAACUGUGGGCGGAGAUUUCACAAUGAAAUAGCCAGAUAUCGCUUUUUAAAUGAGCUGAUUAAAGUGGUUUCACCCAAGUAUAUGGGGGACAGUGUUUCUGAAAAAGUGAAGAAUAAGAUCAUUGAGAUGUUGUACAGCUGGACGGUGGCGUUUCCCAAUGAGGCCAAGAUAGCAGACGCGUACCAAACGCUCAAGAGACAAGGACUCGUGAUGUCAGACCCAGAAUUGACGGUGGACAAAACCCUGAUCCCGUCCCCUCCGGCACGGCCCAAAAACCCAGUGUUUGACAAUGAGGACAUGGGGAAAUUGUUGGCUGAACUUCUGAGAAGCAAAAACCCAGAAGAUCUUCAGGAGGCGAACAGACUCAUCAAAAAUAUGGUGAAGGAGGACGAGGCCCGAGUGCAGAAAAUGACUAAACGCAGCAAUACUCUGGAGGAAGUGAACAACAACGUCAAGCUCCUGAGCGAAAUGCUGAGUCAAUACGACAGGACCCGAUCAUCAGACGCCGACCGUGAGCUCAUCAAGGAGCUGUAUGAGCGCUGUGAUAAACUACGACGCACCGCGUUCAAACUGGCCACUGAAGCAGAGGACAACGACUCCAGUUUGGGUGACAUUCUCAAGGCAAACGAUGAUUUGUCCAGAGUAAUCAGCUCUUAUAAACGAAUCGUAGAAGGACAGGCAGACGACGGGGAUGGUGAAGAUCUCAGACCAGCUGCUAGUGAAGGACGUGAGACCACGGGCACUUUGAUUGAUCUGGCUGGACUGGAUGAACCUUCCUCUCCCCCGACCGUCCCCCCUCCUUCUCUUCCUCCUCAGGUCCUGUCAGCCAAUCCCACGGCCUCGUCCAUCCCUGUGCUGCCGCCUCCUCCUCGCCGAUUGGCCGGCGGUCACAGCAGUCAGACGAGCAGCCCCAAUCACAAACCACCUGAGCAGCAGAACUCUCUCUCCCUGCUGGACGAUGAACUCUUGUCUCUCGGACUGAAUGAUCCUCCCACUGUGCCAAACAGACCAAAGUUGGAUGAGUUGUCUGGUCAGUGGACGUCUCUACAGGCUCCUGAUGCGGGCCUGGACCUGUUUGGGAGCUUCUCGGCACCGAGCGCUGUCUUUCCAACAACACACACACCUGCACAAGCCUCACACACACUGGCUGUCAGUCAGGGGCUGCAGGACCUCUCUAUGCUGGACUUUGGAGGUGGAAAGAGUGUGUCUGGUCUGAGUGGCAUUGCUGGAGGUACUUUUGGUCUUUCUGGAGGUGUGAUGGGCUCCGCAGCCGCCCCUCUUCAGUCCACUAACCCGUUUGUGAGCGCGGCGGCACCGGGAUCACCCGCUGUGGCCCGGGCUCAGGUGGUGACGGGCGGCUCUGCUCCAGGCAGCCCUUUCUUUCAGCCCUUCUCUUCUCCGUCUCACUCGCUUCAGAGCAGCCCAGCGCGGAGCUCAGACCCCAGCCUCUCCAACCUGAACGUCCCGCUCGAGUCCAUCAGACCCAGUAAAGUCUUACCUGUGACCAUGUACGAUAAGGACGGAGUCCGUGUUCUUCUGCACUUUGCGAUGGACUGUCCACCGGGUCGACCGGACGUCCUGGUCAUGGUGGUGUCGUUGCUCAACACGGCGCCGUUACCCGUGCGAAGCAUAGUGCUGCAAGCAGCUGUGCCCAAGUCUAUGCGAGUGAAGCUUCAGCCUCCAUCAGGUGCAGAGAUCCCGCCCUUUAACCCCAUCCUGCCCCCCGCAUCCAUCACUCAGGUCAUGCUGCUCGCCAACCCACUCAAGGAGCGUGUGCGUUUGCGCUAUAAGCUGACGUAUCUUCUGGGAGAGCAUCAGUAUUCGGAGGUGGGAGAGCUGGAUCAGUUUCCUCCAGCGGACAGAUGGGGGUCCCUGUAGAUUUACCUCGCUGUUUGCCUGCUUCAACUCUUAAAUGUUCAUUCCCAAGUAUCAGCAUUCAUUUGUUUUCAGUCAGUGUUUUACUGUAGGCUUGUGAAGCAGUAUUUGAUGCUUGAUGUUUGUUGGAUAUUAAUACAGUAACAAAACAUCAGUGACACACAUGAUGGUCUGAAGCGGACACACACGGUUCAGAGAUGCUCUUAAAACGGUUUACCAUGGUAAUCAUAGUUUCUGUCAAAAUACCAAAGUAAAACCAUAACUAACUGGCAGUUUCAACAAACACUACAACGAUUUAAAAACAAAAUUAAAAAAUCCUUUAAUUUGAGAAAUAAGCUAGAUAUCUUGAAUGAUUUAUGAAUUAAUUUAGACUUAAUUUUUACCACCUUUUACCAGUGACAUUUUAUUGUUAUAGAGAUAAUAUAAUAGUUGUUUUUAUAAGAUUAUAAAAUUUUUGUAUUUAAUUUUCAUUGUAAUUUUUAAGUUUUAGUAACUAGUUUUUGUUCGUUUUUUGUCAUUUUUAUGUAGUUUUUUCUCAACGUUUAUAGUUUUUUUUUUGUAUUUCCAUUUUUUAAGCUACUUUAGUACAUUAAGUUAAAGUAAAUGGAAAUGUGAAAUUUAUAGAAAAAAAAAAUGGUACCCUAGUUAUACAUGCAUGCAUGCAUACAUAGAUACAUAAAUGUUUAUGUCUAUAAAGUUUUCAUGUCUGAAGUUUUGGUAAUAGGUUGCAAAAUCUGUUAAGUUUAGUGGCUCUUUCCAUUGACUACAUGUUGAGAAAUUUUCAAGCACUGUAGUACCUAUGGUAUUUUGAAGUAAACUAUGGUAAAUGUUGGUAAGCUCAGAAGCCGAGCUGAUGCUGAUGGUGUCACAUGACCUCGCCGCUGUCCGUGGAGUGUAUUUAACCGUGAUUUCACUCUGUUCAGACAGUGUUAGAUGGUCUUGCGCUCUUCAAAACAAAGAAGCCGUAGAACUUUGCUGUUUCUAGAACUAAAUGAUUCAUUUCCCGCAAACUUCAGCUCUCUAAGUCACGAAGCAUCAGAACGAAUGUACCUGCAGUCAAACGAGUUUACACGGAGGACGCUUUGAGUUUACACGCAUAAUGUCAGAGUAGCAUUAUGUUGUCCAUUUUGAGUUUUUAUCUGCCUGUGUCAUAGUUCAACGGUUUCUGUUUUUAUUUAUUGCUGCUACUGGAACGUUUGGACUCAAGUUUCAGCAUUACAGUCUGUCUCUGAUAGUCGGCAGCUUUUAUUGACCAUUUUAGAUUUAUUUAUAUAAUUGUGGCAUAUUUAUAUAGUGUUUUUGCGAUGAAGAUCUUGAUGGAGGAUGAACUGUAAUGAUUAGCACAGUUCAUCAUAAGUCGGAUUGGAGAUGUGUUUUGGUAAAGUGGAGGCAUCAGCAGUCAGUCCUCCGAGCGUUUCACGUGAUUUGAUUCUUUUAAGCACUGUAGCAGGGCAAAUGAGCAUUUAUUAAAUAAGAUAAAGGCCUCAUGUGAUUUUAGUCCAAACAAAACUUAAUGUGUCCAAGCAGAAGAAGAGGACAACUGCUCCUCUGAAGUGAGUAAACCGUACAGUUCAUUACGAUCAUGUGUUUAGACUCUGGUAUCACACAAAAAAUGACUUGCAUUUCACCCACAGAAACAAAACAAAUCAUAUUUUGCAUAAAGAAAAGUUUUUUCUUUUUUUAUCCCUGUACGAAAAUAUAACAACUUAUUAAUUUGUUUUAAUUUUGGGGUAAACUUGAAAGCGUUUUUCGGUCCUAAAACAGUUUUAAUAUAGCAAAAUAUGUCGCCUUAUUGAUUUCGGGGUGAAUUCUUGGUGGUUUUUGAGUGUGGUGAGAUUCAUCUACUUCAUGGCUGUGAAUCUUGUGUGUUUGAACACAUUGGACUGUAUUUCUGGACAUCAUGGAGCAUCUCUGCUGAUUCUGUCUGACGUGUUUCAGGAUCUGAAGGUCUCAGAGCUUCAUUGUGCAUCUGCAUCAAAGUGUUUAGAGUAUUUCUGAGGAACCUUGUCUGUGUAUUAUUAUGAGUCGUGUCUCCUUUUAAGACUCAAAGCCUCAUCAGGUCUGAAGUUGAUGAGAGAGAUGGUUUAAGAGGACUCAUUAAAAUAUGUGGAACAAAAGUAGACCUUUGUAAAAGUUAUUAUAGAUGACGAUGAUGUAGAUGAAGCACUGCUCUGGUGUUUAAUAGUGAUUCCAUCAUGUGUACUGCGCCAUUAAAGACUUUAUCAAACGGA
This is a messenger RNA of Carassius gibelio (silver crucian carp), 4574 nucleotides long. RefSeq names its product golgi associated, gamma adaptin ear containing, ARF binding protein 3b (gene gga3b). NCBI's taxonomy places the organism in Eukaryota, Metazoa, Chordata, Actinopteri, Cypriniformes, Cyprinidae. The record is from RefSeq and is a predicted model, not a curated record. The coding region runs from base 241 to 2346 and encodes 701 amino acids. Gene Ontology annotation, biological process: vesicle-mediated transport; intracellular protein transport. The transcript has 17 exons. Gene Ontology annotation, molecular function: ubiquitin binding; phosphatidylinositol binding; small GTPase binding. Gene Ontology annotation, cellular component: trans-Golgi network.